This is a messenger RNA of Salvelinus sp. IW2-2015, 1384 nucleotides long. It is a transcript of the gene rad1, whose product is annotated as RAD1 homolog (S. pombe). Gene Ontology annotation, molecular function: 3'-5' exonuclease activity. The record is from RefSeq and is a predicted model, not a curated record. NCBI's taxonomy places the organism in Eukaryota, Metazoa, Chordata, Actinopteri, Salmoniformes, Salmonidae. Gene Ontology annotation, biological process: DNA repair; DNA damage checkpoint signaling. Gene Ontology annotation, cellular component: nucleus; checkpoint clamp complex.
UUCAACACCUCCAAACAGAAGGGGCGAAAUCGUUAAAUUAUAUUGCAAUUGGCUUUGAGACAGGGCAUGCACCACCGAAGAAGAACACCCGGAAGUAAAGUAUUGUUAAGAAAUCUCAGAUGGCGCGAUUCUUCAAAAACGUCAACAGACUUUGAUAUAUCAAGAUUAAUCUUCUAAAACGAGUGAGAAUUGUAUAGAAAAUGCCCUUGUCUACUCAGUCUCAGACUGGAGGUGACAACUACGUCCUUGUAGCUAGUCUGGAUAAUGUCCGUAAUCUGUCCAACAUCUUGAAAGCCAUCACCUUCAAAGAUCAUGCCAUUUUCAAUGCCACACCAAACGGGUUGAAAGUCACUGUGGAGGACUCUAAAUGUCUGCAAGCCAAUGCCUUCAUUCAGGCUGAGAUCUUCCAAGAGUUUACCAUCAGAGAGGACUCAGUGGGGUUUCAGGUCAACCUGACCGUUCUUCUGGACUGUCUCACCAUCUUCGGGGGAAGCACAGUACCAGGAGUGGCCACUGCCUUGCGGAUGUGCUACAACGGUUACGGCUACCCCCUGACCCUGUUCCUAGAGGAGGGUGGUGUGGUGACGGUGUGUAAGAUCAACACCCAGGAGCCAGAGGAGCCCAUAGACUUUGAGUUCUGCAGCACCAAUGUGACUAAUAAAGUCAUCCUCCAGUCAGAGAGUCUGAAGGAGGCCUUCUCUGAGCUGGACAUGACCAGUGAGGUCCUGCAGAUCACCAUGUCUCCCAGUCAGCCAUACUUUAGGUUGUCUACCUUUGGGAAUUCUGGGAAUGCCCAUUAUGAUUACCCAAAGGAUUCUGACAUGAUGGAGCUGUUUCAGUGUACAAAGACUCAGACUAACAGGUACAAGAUGUCUCUACUGAAGCCGUCCACCAAGGCCUUGGCUCUAUCCUGUAAGGUCUCGGUGAGGACAGACUGCAGAGGGUUCCUGUCUUUGCAGUACUUGGUCAGGAAUGAUGAUGGACAGAUCUGCUUUGUGGAAUACUACUGCUGUCCGGAUGAGGAAGUGGAUUAGGGAGAAUAGGAAUAUUUUUUGUACAAGAAUACGAGGCUCAAGUGUUUUAGAUGUUAUUCUAAAGCAAAACUUGCCUUUUUUCACUUGGCCCUGUUAUUUUGUAUUGUAUUCMUUGACUGUGUUAUUUGUAUUGUAUUCCUUGACUGUGUUAUUUGUAAAUAGUGUUGGCUCUGGUACAUGUUCAAUUUAAAGUGAAAAUGAUUCAUUGCUAAUACUUUUUCUCAAUUAGUUGUUUGGUUUGUUUUCAGUGAAUUAAUGCUGCUCUCCCUUGUUUGGAAGUUUACAAGGAACUUGAAACAAUAUUUGUAUAAUCAAAAUAUUCCUUCACUUUUGAUAAAUAUUUGAACAUA